Metarhizium acridum CQMa 102 is the source of this 1407-nucleotide messenger RNA. NCBI's taxonomy places the organism in Eukaryota, Fungi, Ascomycota, Sordariomycetes, Hypocreales, Clavicipitaceae. The record is from RefSeq and is a predicted model, not a curated record.
AUGUAUUCUUCUUCAGACCGCCCAUCUUGUGGAGCUACCUUGCUGGUUCUCCUACUCUCGGUGUUGGCAUCAUCCACGUAUGCCAUCGCUGACGCUGUCAUGCAUAGGGAUGUAGCCAUCAUCGGCGGUGGUGCAUCAGGACUCUACGCCGCUCUCCGUUUACGUCAGAUGAACCACUCGUUCGUCGUUGUAGAGAGCAGAUGUGAAUUUGGAGGUCACACGGCGUCAUAUACUGUCCCAGGCACGAAUACUCACAUCAACUACGGCGCACAAGGCUAUGGGGGUGAUACCGACGCCAUUAAGCGCUUCUUUGGAUUUUAUAAUAUCCCGAUUGAGCUUGUCAAACUGGGUGAGGUGGGAUUCGGCAACACGCGUCACGUCGACUUUGCAAAGUCCAAGGAACUUCCCGACUUCAAACCAGACAACAAUCUGACCAUUUUUUCGCAACAAGUUCACAAGUACCCGGCGCUCGCGUGGAACACAAAGCUUCCAACCCCUGUCCCUGAAGAUCUGACGUUGCCAUUCCGUGACUUCGUCGCCAAGUAUGGCAUCCAGUCCAAUAUAUAUAGUCUAUACUUUCAGACCGAGGGAUUGGGCGACCUUUUGUCUCAACCGACAUUAUACGUGUUCAAAUAUCUCAACAUAGACUAUCUGGAUGGCCAGCUGCCCACAUCACCUGGGUUUUAUGUGACGAAAAAUGGAUUCAACCAGGAAAUCUACCUGAAGGCCCAGGCUGAUUUUGGCGCCGAUGCACUUGUCUCAUCGAGAGUUACUGGCGCUGUUCGGAAUGGGACUGGCGUGGUUCUGACUGUCAAGACCCCUUCGGGUCAAAAGACAAUCGUUGCCUCCAAAUUGCUCGUCACGAUGCCGCCGACCAUCGAGAACAUGAAUCACCUCGGCCUCGACAGUCGCGAGUACAACCUCUUUUCACAUUUUAAAUCACACGGCUGGUAUGUCGGCCUAGUAAAUGCCGAAGGCUUUGCUGAUAGGGACGAGUUUGUCAACGCCCACUCGGACAGCUCCAACUUCAAUCUACCCAAAUUACCAGCAUUGUAUCAGAUCUCACCUACUGCCGUGAAGGGCAUCUACCUUGUCCGCUAUGGUUCAUAUGCUUAUAUGGAUAAACGCGACAUAAAGAGGGAUAUUGUCGCAACCGUCGAACGUGUUCGCCGUACCGUCCUACCUACCACAACUGGUCUGCCCCCAGUGACUUUGCUCGCAUUCUCUAGUCAUUAUCCCUUUAGCCUGUAUGUCAAUUCUUCCGACUUUGCCGGCGGAUUUUACAGCCGCCUGGAUGGACUGCAAGGUUACAGAAACACAUGGUACACGGGCGCUGCGCUCAGCUCUCAUACAGCUUCCCAUGUGUGGAAUUUUACUGAACGUCUUCUUCCUCGUAUAUUUCCGUAA